Molecule: messenger RNA, 615 nt
Organism: Phodopus roborovskii (desert hamster)
Lineage: Eukaryota; Metazoa; Chordata; Mammalia; Rodentia; Cricetidae
Gene: Glrx2
Product: glutaredoxin 2
Exons: 4
Coding region: 66-539 (157 amino acids)
Source: RefSeq, a predicted model, not a curated record
GCGGGCUCCCGGCAUCGUGGUCGCGCUCGCCCGCUGCUCAUCGGCGGCUGCCGGGACCCUUGGCCAUGUCCUGGCGCAGCGCGGUUUCGGCGGGGAGGCGGCUGCUGGCGAGCGGGAGCAGCUUGGCUUGGCGUCGCAGCGUGGCUGGAGCUGCGGGCUCGGGGAUGGGGAACAGCACAUCCUCAUCUGUGGGGAAGUCAGCAGCUACUCCUGUGAACCAGAUCCAAGAAACAAUUUCUAACAAUUGUGUGGUGAUUUUCUCAAAAACAUCCUGUUCUUACUGUUCAAUGGCCAAAAAGAUCUUCCAUGACAUGAAUGUCAACUAUAAAGUUGUAGAAUUGGAUAUGCUGGAAUAUGGUAACCAGUUUCAAGAUGCUCUUCACAAGAUGACUGGAGAAAGAACUGUUCCAAGAAUAUUUGUCAAUGGAGCAUUCAUCGGAGGCGCAACCGACACUCACAGACUUCACAAAGAAGGGAAAUUGCUGCCACUGGUUCAUCAAUGUAAUUUAAACAAAAGCAAGAGGAAAGAAGUUGAAUGAUGUGGUUGGUCACCGUGACCACUACAUGUUAGUUAAUGCAACCCCACCCUUUAAUCAUUUGAGGAUGUUUUCCCUU